AUGGCUUUCGCUUUCUUGGUACCCCAGGCUUUCAACCUGCCCGACCCAGACACCGGCGGUCCCAGCAGUUUCCCUCUUGUGAAACUCCCAAGAGAAAUCAUCAUUGAGAUUGCAAAGUUGUUGGAGGCUGAUCCGGACGCCAAAGUCUCGCCGCUGUCGCUUGUCAACCGAACCUUGCGGGACCUUAGUGUUCCUAGUCUGUUUCGGACAAUGCAGCUCACCACCGCCGAAGACGAUCUUCUCGAACACAUGGACAGUAUUAAUGGCAAAAGAGCAAUUCUGGACUCUGUGUAUGUCCUGGGUAUCUACAGUGAGGGUUCUUCAACCGUUCGCACACCCUAUCAAAACAUUCACCUGGGAUAUGGUGAGAACUGCAAGAGAGGAACCGCAGCCAUACUUGCCGAUCUGAUCUUAGACCUACCCAAAUUGCGGGAUCUCCGGCUGGACUUGCGCUUCAAAGCCAACACUAGCCUGAUUGGACCCUUGCGAAGAGCUUUCAACCAGCAGUAUAUCAUGUUCCCUAACAUAACGGCACUCACUUUUCCAAUGAAGACCGACAUCAAGUUCAUUCCGGAGGUCUUCCCCAAUCUGCGCGCCCUCAGCCUGGAGCUUCACAAGGCGCCUGGUCAGACUCCAGACGUUGUGUACAUCUCGCAGCAUAUCGAGCUCGAGUAUCUGGAGCUCUGGAAGGCUCGCUGGAGUUAUUUCGACUUUGCCAGUAUCCCAACUCUCUUCCGCAAUGUCAAGCAUCUAACCAUUGGCGGCAUGAUGGGGUUUAGAGGUGCCCUUGGACACCUGCAUUCACUCGCUGAUGUUGGCACUGCGCUUCAACCGAUGCCUAAUCUUAGAGUCCUUGCCAUCUCGAAUGAGGUCUUCUUCAACCGCCGGACCCAGAAUGUCAAGGCCUUUGACAGAAGCUGCAGGAUUCGCUUCUUCUCCGAAUUCUUCGUCCGGCUUCAUCUGCUUCACCGGUUUCUUGUCGCAAGCUACCCUCGAGUCCUCGACUUCUUCAGCAGCAGCGAAAUGGACACCGUCAAAUCGGACCUUCUCGCGCCCGGCGGCGAGCCCACGGCCCAGGGUGUCGCUCCCGUCGCGAAAACCUACCUAGUCACACUCCCGAGAGAGCUGGUCAUCGAAAUCAUCGAAACCUGCUACGAGAUGAGCGGGAGCUAUCACUGGAGAAGAUAUUACAGCAGUAGAGAGCGUAGAAUCGUUGUGUCGCUCUCCUGCGUCAACAAGUGCCUUCGGACCCUGUGCAUUCCGAUCCUAUUCCGGGACUUGAGACUCAUGACCCAGGAAGACGAGCUUCAUGCUUAUCUAAAAGCCCUCGUGGGCAACGAGGCUAUUCUUGAAGCCGCUCGAUACCUGUGCCUUCUCACCUUUGGCCCUGGCAGUCCAUGGAGUGUUCGGGACCCAUUUCCUCCCAAAAGGCCCUGUAAAGCACUUACUCCUGCGCUUCUAGUCAAGGUUCUCAGCAAGAUGAGCUUAAUGCACCUUGAGCUCGACUUCAGAGACGGGCACAAGUCCCUAGCGCCGUGGUUCCGCAAGGAACUUGUUGCGCAGCGUGUCACCCUGCCGACCAUCACGCUCUUGGAUCCUCCACCCUCUGAGAUGGUCGAUCUUGUUCCAAGCGUCUUUCCUAACCUGCGCAACCUGACCCUGAAUAUCCAUCGCUCGCCGAAGAAGACGCCUGGCCUAAUAGCCAUUGCACCCGAGCUCCAACGCCUCGAUUUCCUGGAGUUGAAAAAUGGAUGGACGUGGGAUCUUACUGCGCUCGAGGAGAUUGCUGAGCUCUUUCCAUUGAACCUUCGUCUCGUCAUCGCUGGCAGCCUUGAGGAAGACGGUAUGUCGGGGCUUAUUUCUGUCUUCAAGAAGAUGGCCAAUUUGGACCAACUGCACUUCUGGUCGAAGGAUCCAAAAUUCCCCGUCAAGGAUUUGGGAAGAAGAAUGAACCAGGACUUUGCGUUGAACUUCUUCCGACAGUGCCUCCGGUUGGAGGUAUUGAAUGUCAACAACAAGGUUUACUACCCCGUGAGGCAAGGAGACAGCGUCGUCGAAGUUGAGACGAGUUAG
Colletotrichum graminicola M1.001 is the source of this 2073-nucleotide messenger RNA. RefSeq names its product F-box domain-containing protein. The coding region runs from base 1 to 2073 and encodes 690 amino acids. NCBI's taxonomy places the organism in Eukaryota, Fungi, Ascomycota, Sordariomycetes, Glomerellales, Glomerellaceae. The record is from RefSeq and is a predicted model, not a curated record. The transcript has 6 exons.